AUGUAUAGGAAAAGUUUGUAUAUGAGUCUGACGUUUAAAUAUUUAAAAAUGAUGAUGAUCAUGUACUAUGGUGUGUGUAUGGCCCUGCCUUUCGUUUUCCACACGCCGUUCCUCUUUAUAUUGUGGGAAAACGAAGCGUUGUUCUUUGUGUGA
Molecule: messenger RNA, 153 nt
Organism: Histoplasma mississippiense
Lineage: Eukaryota; Fungi; Ascomycota; Eurotiomycetes; Onygenales; Ajellomycetaceae
Exons: 4
Coding region: 1-153 (50 amino acids)
Source: RefSeq, a predicted model, not a curated record